Molecule: messenger RNA, 4072 nt
Organism: Seriola aureovittata
Lineage: Eukaryota; Metazoa; Chordata; Actinopteri; Carangiformes; Carangidae
Gene: olfml2bb
Product: olfactomedin-like 2Bb
Exons: 9
Coding region: 431-2638 (735 amino acids)
Biological process (GO): signal transduction
Source: RefSeq, a predicted model, not a curated record
AUAGACACAGUUCGGUUUUUUUGUUCGGUUCACCUGCCCAGUCCGGGUCCAGACAGUCAGUAGUGGUUCCCAGGAGCCCGGCCCACAUGUUGCUCCGGCUGACUGUGGCACCGCCCACUCCUUUUCCUCGGGGCCGAGUCUGGAAGUCAGUGAGUCGGAUGUGACUGGAUCUGCCGGUUCUGGAGGCGGAUCCGAAUUCAGCUGCGAUCCGGAUUCAUUCAAUGUGUCGAAGGUGUUGAUGCGCUUUUGAAACCAAAUACAGCUGGACUUUGGUUUGUGCAGUGCGGAAGGGUCGAUAAAGUUUUGGGGGAAAGUUUCAUGUGGGGAACCGGUCCAGUGUUGGGAGUCUGACCGGGACCUGCUGAGUUUUCUCCGGCUGCACAGACCUGAUCGGUACCGGAGGACCUGUUCCCGCCCUGCUGCAGCAGACAUGUGGCGCAGACUGUCACUGCUGAUCUUGUGUUGCAGUGUGAGAGGACUUGAUGCUCUGGAGCCGGACAGAGCCGCGGACUCUUCGCGGGAGCAGAUGCCGCUGACCGAGGCGGCAGCACUGGGUAAACCGGUCCAGGAUGCUCCCUCCGCGGCUACACAGCAGGGGACCCCGGGGAGAGAGCAGCAGUCCGCGGCCGAGCCUCUGGAGGACGAGCUGGACAACCAGGAGAACAUCAUCAGCCAGCUGCUGAGUGAUUACGACAAAGUGAAGACGGUGUCGUCAGGCUCCGACUGUGUUUGUCGCUGCAUCGUUCGACCAAUCAAACGCUCCGACUGCAGCCGUCUCCACGACAGCGAUGACGUCGCGUCACCCUCCCAGGAUUUUUACACGGUGGAGACGGUUGCCAAGGGGACGGACUGUAAGAAGUGCGUGUGCAUGGCUCCACCUUCAGCGGUCAACCCCUGCGAGGGAGAGUACAGGUUUAAGAAGCUGCAGGAGGCCAGCAAGGACGACAUCAAGCUGGCGACUAUCAUGGACUUGUUGGAGGGCUCUCUGUACGGCAUGGACUUGUUAAAGCUCCACUCGGUCACCACCAAACUGCUGACCAGGGUGGACAACAUGGAAAAAGCCUUCACCCGUAACCUCACAGAGAGAGCAAGAGAGAAGGAACGAGCAAAAGAAAAGGAGAAAGAGAAGAAGAGCCAGCAGAAAAAAAAGAAAACGAGUGAUCUGGGGAACGUGGGACAGAAAAGCCGAGCGCCUGCCUACACCAACAAGCAGAAGGAUUUCGAAGGUCAGCCGAAGAAGAACCAGCAGCAGGACGGUCUGGAGCUACAGCAGCCGACCAGGAACAAGACAGGAACCCAGAAGCCCAUCAAAGAGAAGACGGAGCCGCGGCCGCCAGUCAAAGACAAGAGCAGCGUGGUCAUCCGGGGCGUGACCUAUUACAAGGCGGAGGAGGAGAGCUACAAGGAGGAGGAGAGAGGGAGAGGGAAGAACACGAAUGUGACGGCGAACACCUCAGACGUACUGAUCUCCGACCAGCUCCCGCCCGCCAGGACGUCCCCCACCCACAAUCCAGCACCCGCCCCCACCGUUGGCAGAGACUACAAGGAUCCCCCACCGAGGACAGCAAGCCAGCCCCCCAAAGAUCCCCCCACCACCACCCGACAAACCACAACUGCAACCAAACCGGCCCCCACCGCCACGAAACCAACUCCAGAGCCAACAACCGCCAAACUGGCGACUACUUCCCAGCAAACGACCACUCCCAGGACUCCGCCCACCACACCUGUCGCUCAGCGCAACGCCUCGGCUUCAGAUACCAAUAUAGGUGCACCCACUGCUGCGCCUCCCACGGCGGAGUCUGUGCAGGGAGCCAGAAGUCGCCUCACCUGGACGGAGAGCCCGGCCGACCAACCGAAGACCACCAAGAAGCCCGGAGUGUGCAAGGACACCGUCGCCAGCCUGUCCGAUCCCGUCCAGCACAACUCGUACGGCCAGAGUGAGGGAGCGUGGAUGAGAGAUGCACGUGGCCACGGCAACGUCAUCUACCUUACCAGCGGUCACUAUGACAACAACCUCCUAGAGUUCCGAGACAUGGAAACCUUCAAAUCAGGUCAGGUGAGUAACACCUACAAGCUGCCCUACAGUUUCACCGGGACGGGCCACGUCGUGUACAACGGGGCGUUCUACUACAACCGGGCGUUCAGCAGGGACGUCAUCAAGUACGACCUGAGACACAGAUACGUAGCCGCCUGGACCACGCUGCAUGACGCCAUACUGGAGGAGCAGGCUCACAGGACACAGACUGAAGUGGAGUUCGCCGUGGACGAGUCCGGCCUGUGGUUACUCUACCCUGCUCUGGACACGGAGGGCUUUCACCAGGAAGUCAUCCUGCUCACCCACCUCCGCCCCCGUGACCUCCUACCGGUGCGCAGCUUCCGCACGGGCCUCCGGCGUGGUCACUACGGCAACAGUUUCCUGGUGUGCGGCGUGCUUUACGGCGUGGACAGUAUGGAGCGUCGCUACGCCAACGUGACGUACGCCUUCGACACACACACGCUCACACACACCGUGCCGAGCCUGGCGUUCACGAACAUGCACUCGCACACCUCCCAGCUGGCUUACUGCCCGCUGGACAAGAAGCUGUACGCCUGGGACAACGGACAUCAGAUGAUGUAUGACGUCACCUUCGCUUAUUAGCGCGGUGGAGGAGACGGAGGAAGCGGCGGGUCGACAGGUGGUCAGCGAUGUAGCAUCCGGCGAGACGUCCAAACAACAACGCUGAUGACAGAAGGAACACCAGGCCUCUGCUCGGUGACCGCGGAUCUGUGUAACCGAACGUAUUUGAAUGAGAACCUCAGUAUUAACCAGCGAGCGCCUCGUUUCCCACGACUCAAGAUCACAGUAACGAGGCUUUUCUACGAGCGUCUCCACACGAACCAAAGCUUCUUAACGCCAGCUGUCAGUGGUGCUCAACAUCACGCUGAAUAACUGUAAGGUAACUUUGCUUCUUUAAAGCCGUGCUACAUAACAACGACACGUCCAUCGCGAGGCGACAGUGUUGUGAACAACACGAAGACAAAAUGUUUUACACUUAAACCUGAACUCGGUGCAGCGCGGCCCUCCGCUUUCAUGCAGUCGCCCCCUGUAAGGAAAGUGACUGACGGAGCUGCAGCUGGAGGCAGAUGUUAAACUCCUCAACUCAUAUUCAACCUAGAAACGAGUCGGUACGUUUCCUGAGCGUUAGAGAAGGAAGAAGAGGGAGAGGACAUCGGCUCAGUCACACAAGUCAACUGAUUGGUGCUUUAUCUAAACGGUACCAGCCACUUAACGACACUUAAAACUUCAAUAAACGCUGUGGUUGUGUUUCCUCUCAGCCUCCUGCGACUUGUUAAGGUUAAUUAUUUCUAAGAGCGUCCUCGGGGAAACUUCUCCUCAGCGUAGGAAGGUUCGUGAGGUCGACUUCAACAUGUUUUUUGGGGGAAAACGAGGCUCAAGAGCGGGAGAGCAGAAAACAAGUGGAAAUAUAUCAGUGUACAGUGGGGUCCAAGAAAAGCUCUGGCACCACUUUCCCAUUUAAGUGAGUGAAUGGAAAAACGGUAAAUUUCUUGUUUGGCACUUUUUGACUUUAUUACAAGCUGCGAUGAGAGAGAGGGAGGGAGAGAGAGAGAGAGAGAGGGAGAGGGAGGAAAGUCAGGGAGAGAGACUGAAUGGUAUUACAGUGGUAAAUGUGAGUUUUGUGUGGUUUAUAUAAAUGUAUAAUAUUUGAAAUCAGUCCUGUGUUUAAGAUGUUCAGCUCCGGAGAGUCGAAGCUGAUUCUGGUUUAAAAGAAUAAAGUUUACAGAUACUUUUCCAACGUCACUAUAAUGCAUCUAUAAUCAGUGUGUAAUGAAGCCGCAGCCUCUUCUCUCAUACGAUCAGAACCUAUACUGUAUUUAUGUUUUUAUAAUGAAGGUCUGCUGAGAGUGUUGCUGUCAUGUUCCACCUGAAGCUUUAGUGCAGGUGGGAACACGUGCUCCUUCCUCACAGCUUCACUUGUUUCAAAAAAUAUCCCAAGACAAGGUUGAGUUCAGCUGCUUCACUACAAGUUUUCCUUUUUGGUUUGUUAAUUUAUAAUAAAAUGUUUUGAAAAGG